Coccidioides immitis RS is the source of this 2546-nucleotide messenger RNA. RefSeq names its product 26S proteasome regulatory subunit rpn-8. Gene Ontology annotation, biological process: proteasome-mediated ubiquitin-dependent protein catabolic process. Gene Ontology annotation, cellular component: proteasome regulatory particle; proteasome complex. NCBI's taxonomy places the organism in Eukaryota, Fungi, Ascomycota, Eurotiomycetes, Onygenales, Onygenaceae. Gene Ontology annotation, molecular function: protein binding; metallopeptidase activity. The transcript is spliced from 3 exons. Bases 97 to 1158 code for a protein of 353 amino acids. The record is from RefSeq and is a predicted model, not a curated record.
CAACCUCCCUCAGCAGCCCAAGCAGACAGCAACUUCUUUGAAUACCGACCAUCGAAUUAUUUUCAGGAGCCGGUAUUCAUUUGAUCCCCUUUCACCAUGCCGGCCACCACCGCCGACACCCUCUCCUUAGUGACUCGUACCGUCUCUGUUGCUCCCCUUGUUCUUCUUUCAGUCGCAGAUCAUUACGGACGGACAGCGAAGGGCACCCGAAGACGAGUAGUUGGUGUUUUGCUAGGGCAGAAUGAUGGCAAAAAUGUUCGGGUAUCAAACAGUUUUGCGGUGCCAUUUGAAGAAGACGACAAAGAUCCAUCUGUUUGGUUCUUAGAUCAUAAUUUCGUGGAGUCGAUGAAUGAUAUGUUUAAAAAGAUUAAUGCACGGGAAAAGCUUAUUGGAUGGUACCAUUCUGGCCCCAAGUUGAGGGCAUCUGACCUGGAGAUCAAUGAGCUGUUCAAACGAUACACGCCGAAUCCCUUACUAGUAAUCAUUGAUGUACAGCCAAAGGAAGUUGGCGUGCCCACUGACGCAUACUUUGCUGUGGAAGAAAUCAAAGAUGACGGAACAACCACAUCGAAAACCUUCGUUCAUACCCCAUCAAUAAUUGAGGCGGAAGAAGCGGAAGAAAUUGGUGUAGAGCACCUUCUUAGGGACAUCCGUGACGUUGCAGUUGGCACCCUCUCAACCCGGAUCACUUCUCAGCUUCAGUCAUUACAAGGAUUGCACUUAAGGUUACGCGACAUUGGCCAAUAUCUACAAAAGGUCCUGGAUCGUGAACUGCCUGUUAAUCAUGCUAUCCUAGGCAAUCUUCAGGAUAUAUUCAACCUCCUCCCCAACCUUGCAGCGGCCAAACAACGCUCGUCAGGGAACGCAUCAGAACAACCACAAAUUGAGAAUACAGAACUUGCGCGCGCCAUGAACAUGAAGACCAAUGACCAACUUAUGUCGAUAUAUAUCAGCAGUCUGAUCCGCGCGAUCACUGCUUUCCAUGAUUUGAUCGAGAACAAAAUCCAGAAUCGGCAGCAACAAGAGGAGCAAGAGGCGAAAUUAGAAGAAGGCAAGGAUGAGAAGGCGGUGACAAAUGGCAACACAGAGGAAAAGAAGAAGAAUAAUAGCGAGCCAAAAGAUGAGUCCGACAGCUCGAAGAAUAAAAAGAAGGGAUGAUAGGUAGUUCGUAUACCUGUUCAUACCCUUCUCUCCAUCUAUGAUAUUGAACCUUGCAGGUUAGCCUCUUUUUUUCCGUUGUAGACUAGAUAGGACGUCCGUGUUACGGCGAACGAUAUUGGGAGCUCGUAUCGGGGAUAUCAAAUGGUUUCAUUUAUUGGACAUAUCCACAAAAUUUUGUCCGCCAAUAAUGCAACCGGAGCGUAUUAGUCCACGAGCGGAUCAAAUAGUGCAGUCUAUCACCCCUACAACGGCGCUCGCCUCAGGCUUUCCAUUCAAAGUUAUGUUCUUUUCAACGCUCGGGACAUUGCCCAGCCACAGCUCUUGGAUAGAAAAUCAAUGUUUUCCGUAUUUGAUAACUCAAAACACCUCCCAGAGAUGUAUAGUUCGUACGCUACAGGUGAAUACUGUAAGUUAACCCUGGCCUGUCGACGUCACAGAAUACAAAUCACCGCCCCAUAAUCUCACAAAGGGUUAUAUCUGUGGCGUAGAAUUGGCCUUUUCGUAAGAAUUUCAUCCGGCAUACAGGGCUGCCAUUUCCGCUUCAUUCACAGCAAUUUGUUCGACUCCAUGCGCAAAUAGGUCCGGGCACUGGGAUGCCAGAGCACAAGCAAGCAAAUGCUUACAUAUCGCCGGGCUAGAUGAGCAUCGAUCUCCGCUCCCACCGCCCGUUAUUCCCCGUGCAAGUAAGCCGCCGAAUCGCCAGUCCUGCGUGAUAUGACCGUCCGCUUCCUUGAGAUCACUAGACUCCAGCUCUGGUGUAUCCUGACUCGGAGACGAGAAUGACGCCACUGCAAAAGCGGGACAAGUGCAAUUCCAUGAAUGGAGGUGGAUUUCGUAAUACCUUUCCGGUAGGUCGAUUCCUGAAUGCUGCUGGCUAGCACCUGGUGGGGAGCGGGGUGCCUGACUUGAGCUUCUAGUUGGUUGUUUCUCUAUUCUUGUCGACGAAGAGAGCACAAAGUACGUUCCGUGUGUGGUAUCUUGUGCAGUAGAGGCGUUUGUGCGAAGGUAUUUUCUGAUGAGUUUCCGGUCUAGGAGAUCCAAGGCUAAGAGGAAUUCAUUAGGGAAGAGGCAAUGAAGUGUCAAAAGGAUAGGCUUGACUUUUGCUAGUGUUUCGGGAGAUAGGGACGAGAGUGGGUUGUGAACUGAGUCCGAAUUAUGAGGAGCACGUAGGACACCAGGGCUAGGAGAUGUUGAUACUGGCUCCAGAACAAUGCUUGAAAGUUCACGGAUGACUGAUGUUAGGAAGACUGAUGGAGUAGGGAGGGUAUUAAACUGAUAUCCAGAUUCCAUGGUUCAAGGGUUUAUGGUAGCUAUGUCAACGACGACAAAGUGGCCGUCGGGGGUUCAUGUUGGAGAAAGAGGUUAGUGCUAGGUUUCAAGAUUGG